Messenger RNA from Paramuricea clavata, 11328 nucleotides. The record is from the annotation of a GenBank genome assembly. Lineage: Eukaryota; Metazoa; Cnidaria; Anthozoa; Malacalcyonacea; Plexauridae.
ACUCCCUGAAAUUAAUUUGAAAUUGAAUUUAUUAAUUGACAUUCCCUAAAAUGGCUUUUCAAUGUCAAUGACAAUUUACAUAAAUUUUAAAAGAAAUUAUGAGUUAUCAAUUAACAGUGAGGUCGCACAUACCUCCAAUUGAUCCGAUAGGCUAUAUGCUAAAGUUAAACUAAUGCAAAAAGCUCUCUGAACCUGUUUGUUCCUAUAUAAGACGAUCCAAAGUUGCGGACAAUUCUGAAUGACUUCUCACGCAAAUACUACGCUCGACCUCGAACACAUUCUAGAACGUGACCUUGUUUAACUCACUAGAACGCGAAAUCGAACACAUUCAAGAACGUAAAAUUAGCUGUGACCACAGCAUUACACAGCAUUAGCAAAACAGCUGCACUUACUUCUUAUUAACUUAAACUACGCUGUUAUUUGCUUUUACAAUGUAUAUGGUACUGUAGUUAUAUUGAAGCAGGUUAACGAAUUAAGGUGAAUGAUAAACAGAGAAUUUGUUUCUAUUCUUGUCACAAAGUAGGGUGCAAUGUAACAUAAUCAUAUUCAUGGGUUAACUAGACACAUGGGCAGAUAGUCUGAUUAACACAUUGAGCGCCGGUGCUCUUCUCUUGACGAGUAAAAUAGCCUGGCGUUAGACAGACUGAUAGUAAAGUGACGCGCAUUCGGGCGCGCUGCAGCUUAAUGGGUUAAAAUAUAGAACAAGAUAGACUAUUUUUCGAAAGUGGCUGGUGCCAUUAAAAGAGAAGUUAAUUCUCAAAGCUUCUAUAAGGAAUUAAAUCCAUAAGGCUGCUAGUCUUAUCGAGAUGUCAUCUAACGAGAUGCCAUGUCAUCCUUUAUGCAUGUUGCUGCCAUGUUACACCCUUUAGUUGAUUUAGUGUCAUCCGGCUGAAUAUUGUAUACUUACCACUUGAUAGGUUUUGAGCAUGACUCGGCGUUACUGAAACAUGAAUGUGCCUACUGCCUUGGACAAAUGCAGGUGUGUACUGCAUGUUUUUACCUGUAUCCUUAAAGGAUAUGGCAUGCAAUGAAAGUUUGCCUCGAUCGUUUGAUAGAUAUUUUAAAAUUUUGUAUAUGUAAAACAAUACUGAUUUUUCAUAUCUUGCUUAGUUCUGUAAAUACUUUGACUGAAAUCAAUGUGCUGUCCGCCAUCUUGAAUUAUAUAGACAUUUAAUUAGUUUGUUAUCUAAUGUUCUAAUUAACGGUGGGGUUAGCCAUGUAAAAAAGUAGGGUUAGCGAUAAAAACAUGGCCUUUUUUAACUAUAUAUAUCAAAGUGCUUUUCUCUGAAAUAUAAGCAAAACAUUCAAUGGAAGAAAAUGGAAUUUAGAAGGGAGCUUUGAGAAUUUAGUUGUGGUGUCUCCCGCGGCCUUACACAGACCCCUUGUCAUAUCUAUACUAAUUAAACUUGACUUUUUCAGGACAAAUAUGCUAUACCAUUUCUAAUAAGGUAUGUUAAACAUUAAUUGAAAACUUGUGAUUGUUACCUCAUGCCAUACAGAUUGCUUUUUGCUAGAUAUAGGAUCGCCAAAUGAACACAUAUACACAACUGCAUGCAUGUUGCUCGAAAACUUUACUUAAGUCUUCAAGAGCGUAAACUCAACUCUCUAACUGCUGUGUUUUUUAACACAUGUUGGACUGUCUGCAUGUGCCAGUGUAGGUAUAUAGUGCCAAUAAUAUGAACAAGCUUUCGUUGGUAGGGAUGCAACUACCUGAAAAAUAUCAGGAGAAUUUCGACCUUUCGAGCGAAGGUCCUUCGUCUGGCUUGUUCUCUAACACAGUCUACAUCAUGUGCACUAUAUGUAUAGGUGAUAGGAUGGUUUCGAGUGCAACUUGGGUAAAACAUGCACGAGUGAGUUUUUCAAAGAGUACUCAUCAAAAUAGCACGAGUCUGAAGGACGAGUGCUAUAGUUGAGGUCUUUGAAAAACUCACGAGUGUUUAUUUUAUCCAAAUUUCACGAGAAACUAUCCUAUUACGUAUUAAUAAUAUACAUCAGAAUGUUCAAGACAAUUAUAGUGUUUUAACUUACGAGUUACGUUAAUACAGCGAACCCGGUCCACUGAAAAAGUUUUUUUGCUUUGUUAUGUCACAUUAGACAACGCUAACGGCUUGAAAAAUUCAUUCAUUACAACUACAGUGCAUGUAUAAGUUUGUUAGUGUUGUUUAAGGUAAAGUCUUAUAUCCAUUUUAAUUAAAAAAAGAUAAAAGUCAUAUUUUCCACUCGAGCUCAACUUUUACUUUAUGUAUACUGUAUAGCGCGGCCGCCAUGUUUGUUUUGUCUUGAAGCAAUCUGUGACCGUUAGUUCAGGACUGCUUUAAGCUGAUUGGUUGAUUUUAAAUCCCAAUUCAUUUUCUACCAAUCAGAUCAGUUUGUUGCAGAUUUUUGCGCUGUUAUUACAGAUUUUUGCACUGCUGUUUUUACGUGUAAACUGAAAGUCGCCGUUAUACAAUGUUUUCAAAUACUGCUGCAGGAACAUUAUGAAACGUCAAAAUAUAUCAUUAUUAUUUUAGAUGACGCUAUACUGCAUGCGAGUGACUGCACACCGUGCAAGCUGAAACAUUUCUUGACCGCAGUGAGAAUCAAAUCCGUGACGUUUGACUUGCUAGUAGCGUCUGCGGAGUAGCGUCAUCUAAGAUAAUUUACCCAAGUUCAAAUUAUUAUUAGGAAAUAAGUAUUUAUUAGGAAAUAAGUAUCCUGGGAAGCUGUAAAGAUUGUUGUUUAAUUUUAUUUGAAUGUUUCUUUUGUUUGUAAGUUCCGUUUGUAUUUUUUUUAAUAUUAGUGAGCAAGCACUCUCCUCCGCAGAGGCUUUGUGUUUUGUUUUGGGUUUUUACGAAGUUUGCAGGCGUGAUAGUCGCAGGCUAGGGGAAAAUUAUAGGGGAUAAAUAGGGAUGAAGGGGGAGAGGCGGAGCGUGGGUGCGCGGGAGAAGACGGGAAGAGAGAAAAAAGAAAAGGAAGCUUCUCAAUUUUCGCUCUUCCUGUCACUCCCCGCGCGCCGUUUCCCCUAACCUGCCUAGCCUGCGACUAUCCCGCCUGCAAACUUCGUAAAACCCCAAAACAAAACACAAAGCCUCUGCGGAGGAGAGUGGUGAGCAAGCGAUGUUUUUGUCAACACGGACGUCACCCGAAAAUUGGUAUAAUUAAUUUUGGCGGUAUUUUGCAUCGUAGCGCUCGUGAAAGGAAGCAAAAAACUUUUAAAGUCUUUUCUUUUGUCACGUGUUGACGAUUGCCACAAACUGACACAAAGACAGUUUUUAAUUUUAAUUUCCCCCCCUCGUCCCUUGCUUAUGCUUCCUAUUUUAUAAAUUAGUUGCUACAGUAGGCUUGCCUGCAAUAUGCUGAAUGGCAAAUAUACCGUAUAUAUUAGACAAAUGUUAAACAUUUAUCGGCACAGUAUUUAAAUUAAUAUACUGUAUGCUCAGCCUCAGUGUUCAGUAUAACGGUCUGCCAUCGGCCCUUUUCCAAGCAAAAUGCUGCUAUCGCCCAUUUUGCGUUAUUAAUUAAUUUGAAUAAUGUCUCUCCUAUUAUAUCGGCCAUCAUGAAAACGCUACAACUAUACCACAAUUUAAUUUUGUCACGAAAAAAUAUUUGUAAUUUAUUCCACCAGAGUGCUGGAGGAUAGAAAUCAAGAACCUAUGGUUAGACACGAGGUACAGUCUACUAAUAUGCCAUGGAAUAAGCUAUGCGUCUUGCUCUGUUAGAUCAAUCUAUCUAAUGCCAGACGAUUUGUGUCGUCAAGGGAAAGUGUUGAGUUUCAGUGGAUAUUAUAACAGUCUAUCAUAAGAGUCUUUUCGAUGUUUUGCAAUAUAUUACGCUUUAUUGCCUAUUAUUCGGCAAUGAGAAUUUAUCUUCUCGGUUAUCCAAUUUUGUAUAAAACAAUGUUAUGGACCUUCGUCGCUUUGGGGACUCCUUUUUACCUGCUCCUUUUUACCCGGGGUACAAUGCCUCUCCCCACCCCCGCCUCUUGGCGGUCCUGUAUAUCACUCUUUCAGGAACUAAGAGGAGCGAACACCAGAGCGUAUACACCAGAGCGAUCGUGCGCCUCAAAAUGCAAUGUCUGAAUCACGAUAAAUUUAAGAACAUAUCGUUCACAUGCAUUCUGUCAUCUAAAGUAUUGAAAGAGCGAGAAUAUUGUGAAUCAUGUUUUCUUUGCUGCAUGCCAGAGCCUAGAUUGUUCCCAUAUGGAUUACAACAGCAUGAAUUACAACAGUACCAUGCAACAACAUUGCAAUCGUCAAUACGACAAGCAAAACAAAAUCUGAAGAACACCAAAAGCCAAACUUCAUUUAAUGCAGUACAAUGACAAGCAUUAUUGUACUGAGAGACAAUCAAAUCCCAAAGCAAACCCCAAACCUAACCUUUAUACCUAUUUGCAAAUGCACGAGUUCUGUAUUAUAUAAGACAACAUAUUUAUAACAUUCUAAGAAUUUUUUAUUUCAGGCAGGCGAAGCCCUGGGUGCGAUAGGUUCACCACAAGUAAUUGAUGUCUUAACAAAGUUUCUCAAAGAUGACCAGAUCGAGGUAAUUGUUUCUUUAUAAUAACAGUCAUUGCAUAAUGUCUAAUAUAUAGUUGAGCGUUUAUAGGGCUUGGAUGGUGAGAAGGUGGUUUUCUGUCAAUUUGGGCGAGGCAUGUGAACCUCUAGAACUGAUAGUAGCUCAGGCGGAACCUAUAAUUUGCCCGUGAAUCGGCUCGCUAAAACCCUAUAUAGCAGGCAAGUGCUGAAUUAAUGUACAUAUAUACAUGUACAGUGGCCCCAGAUCUAGAAAUUGGAUAGCCAGCAAGGGGGGGGGGGGGGCGCGCGAGAAAUACGGAGUUAUCAGCGAAAGGUUAGAUAUCUUAGAUGUGAAUACUGUUGAUUCGCAAUUUGAUUUGCACUGCCCCAUGUCUAGCAAUGACCUAUGCAUACAAAAACAGAAUGAAAAAAUUAUGAUUGAGGGAAAAGUGGUUAAGCCAAACUUUCUAUUGCACAUGCAUUCUUUUAAUUACACAUGCUAAAGUUGUCAAUGUUCAAUCGCUACAUGUUAUUAUUUAUGUUAUUUAAUUUUAUCGUCACUAUAUUAAGAAAACAAUUAACUCUACUUAAUUCAUUAGACCUCCAUAUUGAAUUGGUGUUCAGUCUUCAAUUGUAAUUAUAAACUCUUGACUUGACCCCAUGACAAUCAUAUAGGUUAUAAUGAGUCUUGCAUGGGUUGAGCAGACUCAGCAGAGUUUAAUUUAUAGAUUUUUGGUUGAUCACUGCACCUCGAAAUCUGUCUACCACAAUAAUUUUACGUACAUUAUUACUGUGUUGAUUUUUCGAUCUGUCACGCAGGCUUGAUUUUUUGAGCACUGCUGGAAAAUGUCCGCCAGGAAAUGAUAACAAAAUAUCUUCGCAGGAAAUUUUCUUACACCUUGCAAGACAAAUAUUUUUGCCGUCUUAUAUAGCCUACUACAAUGCCACAUAAUUUACUAAUUAUCAAAUUUGUCGAAAUGUUUAUCACAUGCAAUGUUUCGGUACCAUAACUUCUCCGAAAUCUACCAGCCCUAUGCAGGAAGUUCUCUUUUGACUUAUACAGGGUGUCUAAAAAACGCUAUGGAAAUUCAACAGGCUGUCGCGUGCAUCAUAAACCUAGCUAAACAAUUCAAUUUUUACGUAGGACGAAAGAGCUAUUAUUUAGCUUGUCUUGAUACCUUUUUUAAAUCGUAACGAUAAGAAAUGGCAACAUACUUGUCAAAUAGAAAUUGCCGGUCGAAAUCAUAUAUUCUUCCACCGUUGGAAAUUGAAAAUACAUUAAUUAUGCAAAGUUGGUCAAUCCAAAAGCAACGCGAGCCUGCUGCAAGCUAUUUGUUUCGUACAACGUUUUCAUUUUGAUUACGAAUGUUCUCUGUUCAGGGGUUAAUUGAACCAUGUUUAAUGGACGUUCUUAUGGGGUUAUUGUCUCACUAAGACGAAGAUUGACGAGUUGAGUUCAUUUUAGAUAAUUUAACAUUCAAUUUUCCCUCUUGAGAAUUGUCUAUAUGUUUCGUUUCCAUGCAUUUCCCAACAGUGGAAGAAUGUGAUUUUGACCGGCAAUUUUUAUUUGACGAGUAUGUGACAAUUUCUCAUCGUUACGAUUUAAAAAUAGUAUCAUUGAAAAGCUAAAUAACUGUUCUUUCGUCGCAUGUAAAAAUUUUAUUGUUUAGCCACGUUUAUCAUAGUGAUGCACGACAGCCUGUUGAAUUUCCAUGGCGUUUUUUUUUAGACACCCUGUACAGUUUUGGGUUUUGCUGCCAGGAAGAGAAGUAUAUUUUCCAGGCCUGGUUUUGAGUAUAGGUGGAAUUUUCGAACAAAAAUUUAUAUAUAAUUAUAUUCUAUAGUAUAUAAACGUAGCCGGUAUACAGUAUAAGACACAUUGAAUUGAGAAUGGUUGGCUGUCCAUCCUUUGUCAGGUAGCAGAGACGUGCGAAUUAGCAUUGGAAAGAAUAAAAUGGUUGCAAGAAAGACGGAAACAUGAAGAAGGCAAAAUAAGGUGAGUUGGCUAUAGGUCUUGUAAGUCUGUGUUUUUGGAGAAGGCAAACCAUUACUUUUCAAAUGAGAAGAUCUUCAGCGAUGCAUGCAUGGCCGUUGCGUUGAGCUUACAUCACAAUAUGUAUAAUUUCUAAACAAUAAUGCACGAAUAUUUUACAGUAACGAUAUAACUAGGCAGAAAAGAGGGGGAAAGGAGAACAUGAACCUGCAGCAAAAUUUAUUUAAUAAUUAUUUACAACUCACACGGUGGUGCUAUACGUACUACAAUCAUUGACAAACAUGUUCGGGCAAGAUUCAUAAAUAGCUAAAUCUACCCUCUAAGCAAUGUUGCUGUAUGACAUCGUGUUUUCAUUGAGAACGUACAGUAUUGCACUGCCUGAUACAAUACCAGAACACAACAUUGUUAAAUGGCCACGGGGGUUAAGAGUGUGCAUGCCUGGUGCCCUACUGCCCGAAGGGUUUUGUCAACGAUUGCAGACAAUUUGGGUAAAUAGAAAAGGUAUUAGAGGCUGAGGGAUAAAAAGUAGAGUGUUUUAUGAUUUAAGUGAGAAGAAGCCAACCUCACAAGCGUAGCAUGUGGAGGUAACGAGCCUGGCUUGCGAGGUUGGACGAUGUCUCAAAUUCAUUAAUAAUUUAUGAGUACAGUACAUUUUGUUCACAUGAUGAUACUGGAUGUACCUAGAGUACUGAUCCAGUCCUUCGUCUGGAUAAUGCAGUCCUCAAAUUCGGAUUGGGCGAAAUCGUUUCACAAUAAAUAACGCUUCGAAGUAAAAUAAAAGUGUUGCUAUUGAAGCUUUCAAAUAUGUUUUCGCCAACAGUUCUAAUCCAUACUGUUCAGUGGACCCAGCACCACCGGAUCUCAGCUCAAUGGAUGACGUAGAUUCUCUAAGAAAAACCUUGCUAGAUGAAUCCCUACCGUUAUUUAAAAGAUACAGGUACGUAUAUACACAUUUAACUUUCUUUAGACUGAAUAGCUGUAUCAGAUCAAGAUCAAAGCCUUAACUGUUUUUCCUCUAGAGGUUCGGCAACGUUCAUGUGUUAUUUAACAAAUAUAAAACAUUUUCAGUGUUGAUAUACAGUUAUAUCAACACGAGUGGAAAUUGGAAAACGAGAAAUUGUGUCACACAAUUUCGAGUUUUCCCAAUAUCAACGAGUGUUGAUAUAGCCUAACUAUAUAUAUCAAUACGGAAAAAAGUUUUAUAUUUGUUUUAUAAUAUAGCACAAAGAAAUAUAAAGAAAGAAAUUUUCCGACGUUUCCGUGUUGACAUUGAGUUAUAUUAACACGGCUCUUAGCCAAUCAGCGUUCAGAAUUUACAAAUGCUAUAUUAUAAUGAAUAUUGGUACACGAUUUUAGGAAUUGGGUGACCUGCGAAGGCGAAAUUGUAACUAUAGGUUGGGGCGUAUUUAACAGUUACACUGUUUUGUAGUAAAAUAACAGUUGACUGCAAAUAAUUUCAAUUGUUUUUCUUUGAGACUUUUCCAUGCAAACAAAUUAUAUUGUCAUGAACGGGAAUUAGAAAUUACUUAUUUGUUUGAGCGGAAUGAGAAGAACUAUACAGUUUAUAUUAUUGUAAUGCGAUGAAACCAUAUAUUAAUAUUUCUGUGUCGAAAUACCGGUCGUAGUGGAACCCUUAAAUAAAGCAAAUAAUUUCCUUAAUUUUUUUAGAGCUUUGUUUUCUCUCAGAAACAUUGGUGGAACUAAAUCCGUUGUGGUAAGUUGUUCGGUAAUAACCAUGCAACUCAGUUUCUCAGGAAUUGGAGCAGGACCCUUUCAAGCACAUUGGAAUUGGAACCUAUCCGCAAUAGCCCCAAUUACCUACUCCAUCAGUAAGCACGAAGUUUCUAACAUUUUUAUUCAGGCUUAUAUAAUUAUUGGGGGGAAAUAUUCCCAAUAUGAAAGAAAUAUUGCGUUUACAAGUGUGUGUUUUUUUAUUGUUAUAGGCUCUAGCAGAAGGCUUGGGAUGUAACAGUGCUUUAUUUCGCCACGAAAUAGGUAUGUCAAAUUAACUAACUUGUAUAUUAUUCAGUUUACUUAGUUCCACUAUGAGAAACGUUGUUUAAAAUCACGAUGGAUCUUUAUUCGCACAUACUCAUAUAUAUACUUUCGUACUGUUUUUCCAAAACAUUUUUAAGUGGAAUUUGUUUUUUUGUUUGUGCAGCAUACGUUUUAGGUCAAAUGCAACAUGAAGCUUGUGUCACGCAACUUAAAGAGGUAAGUACCAGUUCCUAUACAUAUGCGUCGUGUGUUUAAAUGAACAGAGGCCAAAAUAAAAUCUAGACCAGCAGUCAGGGCUAUACUUUCCAUUUGCAGGCUUAAGUCUGAGGUUUCUUUUUUCUAGUGUCUUGAGAAAAACGGUGAAAACCCAAUGGUACGACACGAAUGCGCGGAAGCGCUAGGUGCUAUUGCAAAGGUUAGUUUAGAAAUGUGGAGUUUCAAACAAGUUGCAUACGUCAAUGUUGCAAGCAUGAGCACAUGUAUGAAUAGUCAUUGUUAAUAUUACAGGGAGAGUGUCGAGAAAUUCUUGAGCAAUUUGCCCAGGACAAGGAACGUGUUGUCAAGGUAACGGGUCAGUUGUUAAUAAUGUAUUCAGGUUUUUCAAUGUUUUAUGUAGUAUACAUUUGCCUGCUUGUGAAACUAAACGUGUUUACACAGAUUUAUCCCAUGUUGUGGCGCAAUCGUCAGAGCAAGCGCCUUGCACCUCUGAGACAAUGGAAUCAAUUAGCACUGCAGACUCAUGGCACUUAUGGUAAGCAGUAUAAGCGCCAUUAGAAAGCCUUUGAUUCGAUCAGGUUGAGGUUAUUUUCAAGGUUUUUUAUCAGCAUAAUUUGACAAUUGAUAAAAUCACUAAAAACACGAGCACGAGUUAUGAAUAUAUACUCUGAAACAACAAAAGAUGUUCAUGGCAUACGUUUUAAUACGUGUCAUGCAUAAGUUAAUGAAGUUGUGUAGCAUUCCCGCAUUCCCCGUUCCCUAUUUUAAAGAUAGCCCGUUUUUCUUAGUGGUUUUUCUCAAUUCGCAUAUUGUCGGAGAGCGGUCGAGACCUCAGUUUUGGAGACUCACGAAAAUUUUUCAGCAAGCGUAUGUAUGUCCCAUCCCCCCUCUCUCUUUUAAAGGUCGCAAAACCAGCAUUUUUUUUUCUCUCUAAAAAUUCAGUUGAAAGUUGAAGGGAAAUUGUCUCGUGUAAGAUGUAGCCUCUUAAGGUGAUUCAUCAACUUCUCAGAAGAGAAAUGAUUUUUCUCUUAUUUUCUGAUAUGACAUGUAAAACGUAUAGAAGAACAAAGUAUAAAAGUAGGGUCACGGACCUUCUUAAAGAAAUACAAGGAUUAAACAUGCAACAUCAUGAUGUGGUUUAGAGUGUGAGUUGCACAGAGAGCCUCAGCCAGAGUUCUAUCAUUUUCGAAGGCAUAUUUCCUGAGGCGUUCCUAAUCAAUGCAGGGUGUUUUUCUCUUUGCCCAUACUCUUUCUUUAUCACUUUACAUUGCAGUUCGACUACAUAUAUUGUCUAGAAUUUGUUAUUAGAUAUGCACUUUCAAUCACCUUAAUUAAGUGCGCAUUUAUUACACGGCGGAAAAACGUCUGCGCAUGCGUCAACCUUACUGAAAUUUGCCUUGCGAACGUGAUGUCAAGUAUUCCGAAGGUGUCAAAAACUCAAAAUGGAAGCGACAAGCAGCGACUUCGAUGUUUUGCCUUUUCUGUGAAAAUGCAAGCGGAAUAAAGAAUGUGACAACCUAAAAGCUAGAAAUAAUUACAGCCUACAUGCGCAAGAAGUUGUAUUAUGCAAGAAAAUGAACCAAAGGUGACUGUCGAUAAAUUUAUUGUAUAAAACGUUCUUUAACUGAACCAUACAAAGAUAUUUUUCUAGGGUUCAUAUGAUCCAGAUUUUUAUCAAUAAUUUUUUUCGUAGCAUGUAUAGUUUUUGCGUUGACUAUAUAUUUAAGGGUAAUGUGUAAUGAUUUACUCUACAAUUUAAUCAUGUGCGAAUGCUUAACUAUUUGAUAGUUUUCUUAACUUUUGUGUCUUCACACGUCUCCCAGUCUAAAACGAUAAUUUUUAAUUUAAAUUCUUUUUAGAUUUUAAAUGUUAGAAAACUUUUUUCUAAGCUACCCGUCUAGUGUAUGUUUUGUUUUUUCACUUGCCUUAAAUAAUUAAAUAGCCUUGUUUUUGUUUACAAUUUGGCAUUUUAAUUCCUCGUCAUUUUUUCUAGAACACGCGCAUGGGCAGACGUUUUUCCGCGGUGUUGUGUAUUUAUUACCUUAAAUUUGUUAUUUAAUCCUAGGAAAGCUGCCUGGUGGCAUUGGACAUGCAUGACUAUCAAACAAGUAACGAACUGGAAUAUACUAAGACCAUUGAUAAGAUAAAGAAUGGCGUCACUUCUAAUUAAAUAUUCUAUAACUAUAUACAUGACAAAGGGAGCCAGAAUUUUAGACUUGCGUUAAUUGUGUGAUUAUUCUUUAUGGGCUGUUUUUGUGAAGCUGGUUUCGUGAAGCUGGCCGUGUGAGCCGGAUGAUUCUUUUAAAAUAAGAAAUUUUCAUCCCGCUUGCUUGGACGAUUUCGUUGUUCUAACUGUUUCUAACAUUAGCUCGUGACGAUAUUAUUUUCAUCCCCUCUCUCCUCAACGUUCAUAUCAGCAUCAUAACGCCACUCGGUUGACUCCAUAUUUGGUCAGUCAUUAAUUAGUUGAUAUGACGAUUUCGUAGUUGGCUGUUAGCCAAUCAGAAACCAUAAAUCAUCCCCGAGCCGACGGCGCCAAGCGCCGUGCGAGGGUACUAAUUCCCCCGGCUAUUUACACCCGCGGGGAAACGAAAGCAUUGGCGAAGUCUAAAGUUCAUCAAUCAUCGCGGG